AACCUUUUGUUUAUGCGCACACGUUCCGCCAAGCUAGUAUGGAUGAGCGGCCCUCUGUGUUACACCACAUGGAUCAUGCAAUGACGAGAAAGUCUAGGAAGGGCCAGGUCUCCUAUGCGUUCAACAUGCGAGAUAGGGCAUUUGCAGCUCUGAACAGGGAUAUCAUGUCUGAGCUGACGACGGAGGCUAAAUUGUGGUGUGGUGCGUCCCCUUGUAUUGAGGUUGAAACGGGUGAGCAGAUUGCGUGACAUGCCCUCGGCGUAGGAGCUGACUUAGUGUUGGUGUGUGGUGUGUGUAUCGAGUAGGGCGCAAGGUAUUGGCGUGCAGGCGGCAGGC
This is a messenger RNA of Sphaeroforma arctica JP610, 336 nucleotides long. RefSeq lists its product as hypothetical. The transcript has a single exon. NCBI's taxonomy places the organism in Eukaryota, Ichthyosporea, Ichthyophonida. The coding region runs from base 39 to 248 and encodes 69 amino acids. The record is from RefSeq and is a predicted model, not a curated record.